This is a messenger RNA of Alosa alosa (allis shad), 5539 nucleotides long. It is a transcript of the gene eps15l1b, whose product is annotated as epidermal growth factor receptor pathway substrate 15-like 1b. Gene Ontology annotation, cellular component: cytoplasm; plasma membrane; clathrin coat of coated pit. Bases 1 to 2583 code for a protein of 860 amino acids. The transcript is spliced from 25 exons. Gene Ontology annotation, molecular function: cadherin binding; calcium ion binding. The record is from RefSeq and is a predicted model, not a curated record. Gene Ontology annotation, biological process: endosomal transport; endocytosis. NCBI's taxonomy places the organism in Eukaryota, Metazoa, Chordata, Actinopteri, Clupeiformes, Clupeidae.
AUGUUCGGGAGCGCGCACGCAUCAAGGGAAGGAGGAAACAUGGCGACCCACAUGACGCUAUCCCAGAUAUCAAAUGGAAACCCUGCUUAUGACAGUUACUACAGACAAGUGGAUCCUGCAAACACUGGUAAAGUUGGGGCUGGAGAGGCUGCCCAGUUCCUGAAAAAAUCUGGCCUCUCAGACAGCACUUUGGGAAAGAUUUGGGAAUUAUCUGACUCAGAUCAUAAGGGCUACUUGGACAAGCGGGGGUUUUUUGUCGCCCUGAGAUUGGUGGCCUCUGCCCAGAGUGGUAAUGAUGUCAGCCAUAACAGUCUAAACCACACUGUCCCUGCUCCAAAGUUUAGGGACACAGGCAGUCCUUCCCUGAUUUCAGCUUCUCUGCUGUCCACUGACUCCAGCUGGGCCGUGAGGUCUGAUGAGCGAGCCAAAUUUGAUGGGAUCUUCGAGAGCCUGGGCCCAGUGGGGGGCCUUCUCUCAGGGGACAAAGUGAAGCCAGUUCUCAUCAACUCCAAACUCCCCCUGGAUGUGCUUGGCAGAAUUUGGGAUCUCAGCGAUGUUGACAAAGAUGGACAUUUGGACAAAGAGGAGUUCACAGUGGCCAUGCACCUGGUGCACCGCGCCAUGGAGAAAGAGCCGGUGCCUGCCACCCUUCCCCUCACUCUCAUCCCACCGUCCAAACGGAAGAAGAUCGCCGGGUCGCUGCCAGGCUCGGUGGCUGUGCUGCCCGCCAGUCCCUUCAAGGGUCUGGGCCUGCGCCCCACCACCGACCCCCAGGGCAGGCAGAGCCCACUGGGUAGCAGCAGCAUCAGCAGCAGCAGCAGUGCUUUGGGUGGCACAGGGAGCCUGGCACAGAAAUACUCCUUUAAGAGCAGCCAGCCCCCUCAGCCUGCUGUAAGCUGGGUGGUCCCACUGGCCGACAGAGGGCGCUAUGAUGACAUCUUUGCGAAAGCUGACUCCGACAUGGACGGGCUGGUUGGGGGCGCUGAGGUCAAGGACAUCUUCAUGAACUCAGGACUGCCUCAGAACAUGCUCGCGCGCAUCUGGUCUCUGGCCGACACCAAACAGCAGGGCAAGCUGUCCAGGGAGCAAUUCUCUCUGGCCAUGUACCUCAUCCAGCAGAAGGUCACCAAAGGCCUCGACCCCCCUCAAGUCCUCACCCUAGACAUGAUCCCUCCAUCAGAGAAGGGGACAUCAGGGCUUGGUUUCUAUGGCUUUACGGCUCCUCUUCUUACACCCCAAAGGGCUGUGUUAAACAGUCGCCGUGACACUGUCAGUAGCAGCUCAGUGGUGCCUCUGGAGCUCACUGGAACUAAAGAGCUGGAUGACAUCAUCCAGGAGAUCAAUCAACUGCAGAGGGAGAAGGUCACGCUGGAGCAGGAGAUCAGGGAGAUGGAGCAGACUUUAAGACACAAGAACAGUGAACUUCAGGACAUGCAGGGGGAGCUGGAGCAGGAGAGCAGUGGUGUGCAGGACCUGGAGGCCCAGCGGCAUGUGGCUCAGGACCGGCUGCAGGAGAUGGACCAGCAGAGGGCCAAGCUGGAGGACAAGAUCAACGACGCCAAGAGCAAGUACCAGAACGAGAGCCAGAAGGUUGUGUCCCUGCAGCUGGAGAUCAGCUCCCAGGAGCAGGAGGUGCAGGGGCAGGAGAAGGAGCUGAGCCGCACGCGUACAGACCUGUACUGCCUGGAGCAGGAGGAGGAGCAGCUGGAGGAGAGCAUCCGCGCUGGGCAGGCCAAGCUGCAGAGCAUCCUCAAUCUGCUCAAGAGCUCUCAGGACGAGAUGGAGGAGGCAACUAGUGAGCUUGCCCAGAUCCAAAGCAGCCAGCAGGAGCUGACCAAGACCAUCGAGGAGUACAGCAAGGCCCUGAACGGAAGUCUUAGUGACCUGUCCCGCUUCCCUGAGCUAAACGACCCCCUGCCCAACAACAGACCCCUGGAUCGCCUCAACGAAGGCAAGGAGAGCAGCUCCAGCUCCUUGAGAUCUAGAAUAGCCAUGUUCAACCACACUGCCAAAGAAACCCCAGCAGAUCCCUUUAAAUCCGAGGACCCCUUUAAAUCAGAUCCCUUUCAAGAUCCUUUUGGAGGGGAUCCUUUCAAAGAGAGCGACCCUUUCAAAUCUGCCGAUCCUUUUGCGUCUGGGGACCCGUUUGGGAAGAGCUCCACAAAGACCAACUUAUCCCGAGGUGGCAGCCCUUUCGCCCAGUCCAUUGCUAAGCCCAAAGACUCAGAUCCGUUUGGAACAGAGGACCCCUUUGCUGACAGUGCCUUUGGAGCCCAGAGGGGCUUUGCCGACUUUGGGCAAAUGUCAAAGAACUUUUCUGGAUCGGCGUUUGAGAGAAGGCCUUCUCAUCCUCCUAAGAAAACCCCACCUCCUAAGCCCGCCCCUCCUCCAUAUAGCUCCAGUCAGGGUGCGCCGGGACACUCCUUGGGGCCAGCCAGUCACGUCGUGAGUAGAGGCCAGAGAGGCCCGCCCGCCUCUUUGGCCAAUAUUGCUGCUGUGCAGGAAGUGGCAAGUUUGGAAGUGAGGCGGAGCAGCUGGAGUGGGCCAAGCGGGAGAGCGAGCGGGUGGAGCAGGAGAGGCUGAGGAGACUCCGCCAGCAGGAGCAGGAGGACCUGGAGCUGGCCAUCGCCCUCAGCAAAACACUCACCUGAACCCCCUCCCUCUGAACAUGACCCCACACACACACACACACACACACACACACACACACACCUGAGCCCCCUUCCUCACACACACACACACACACACACACACACUAACUUACUUUCCCUGAACAUGCCUCCCCCUACACACCCCAUACACACACACACCUGAGCCCCCUUCCUCACCCACCACACACACUCACCACCACACACACACACACACACACUCUAACUUACUUUCCCUGAACAUGCCCCCCCCACACACACACAAACACACACACCCAAAUCCCCUUCUUUUGCCUUUACUUGAACAUGCCCCGCUGCACACACUCACACCUAGUACCCUCCUGGUGCCUUGCCCCCGAACAUGAACCUGGGGCUUUUCCCUGAACCCUUUUUCUGGAGGCAUGAGCGUGGUCCCAGCGCUCACCUGGACCUUUUCCUCUGACCUGAUGUCGUCCUACGAUACACUCAGACUGCUGACCUCGAGGAUCUACUCAAAUGAAUCAUCCCCUUAGGUUUCCUCCUGAAGAUGUUCACAACACUCACUCGAUGCUCCCCUUUUCAAAACACACUGAUAACAUGGUGUGCAGAAUGCUACCCUUAAAACCUGUGCUGGACAUUUUCAUAACUUCUGGAACUGUUCUGCGUAGUCUGAAGUCACCUGAGGACGCUCAGGACACUCACCCUGACCCUGUUCCACAGUUUGAAAUGGUCAGUGAAGCCUCCCUCUUGGCCCAUUUGAAAUGUUCAGCCUUAAAACCCUGCAAAUCGGUGUGAACACUAUCCCUCAAAUAAUUCCACCUUCCAGAUGCCAAAACGUACUAAAAUGAGGUCCCAGUCUUCCACUGCACAUUGACCCCUAUCUUGACCAAAUAAGUCCUCAGAAUUGUCGACUCUCCUACCGGCAGACAACAUUCUGGACACACCACCCCACCCUCUCCCAGAACUCCACUGAUGAAAUCCCUUAAUGAUGAGCUCAGUCAUGCUUUCUCCUCUCUUUCCUCUUUUCUCCUCUUCUUUUUCCUCUCUUUCCUCUCUUCUCCUCUUUCUCGUCUCCUGAAGCUGCUCUGCGGCUGUUGGGUCACUUUAGUCUAAAGCCGUAAAGGUCUCGGUUAUGUAUGUGUAUAUAUAUGGACUGUGGAGCAUAUGAAGUAAUUAUGAAUGCACUGUAGAAAAGUAGGCUAAAGAUUGUUUUAGAGCUUCCUGCCACUUUAGUCUGUAAGAGCAUCUUUAAUUGUGCUCAUUAAAGCGUUAGGAUUCCUUUUGUAGACUGUUGAUGGUAACUAUUCAAAUGGUUGGAAAGCUUUUCAGUUUCCUAAUGUAAAAAAGGUAUCGAGUUGCCUUUAUGGAGUUUUAUUUAAAUCUCGACAAUAUUUAUGUGUUGCCUCUAAACCUUAAAUUGUUCCACUGUGGUUUCUGGACGUGUGAGGAAGUGUUGAACUGUCUAUAGACUGUCCUUUUCGCAAACUUGUUGCACUAACCAGUUAUGAAAUGACUUGCAUCUGCUGUGCCACUGCGUCAUUUCAGACUUUGUUUGAAAAUGUUUAGUCGUCAAGGGAUUAAAAAAAGUUAACAUUUAAAAAGGAAUAACUCCUCUACCUAAAUGCUGAGGUACAAAGAACUGAAAGGGAUGCAUCAUAAGCAUUAUUGGACACCUCUUCAUGUUAUACUGCGUGGUUAUGUAACUGCAGAUGCUUUAAAGAUGUAUUUGAAGGGCUCUUCUUUCCUCUCCAAUAUUUUGCACUGUGGAAUACAGCUAUGAUGCCAAUAAGCAGUAACCUGCCAAUAGAGGUCAUCAGAAAUGUAAUGUAAUGUAAUGUAAUGUGAUGUGGUGCUUUUUUUGGCGGACUUUCAAGCUCAUUUUGUUAAAUGUAGGCUGCUAAAGUGUUUUUUCUAUUGGCCGCCAUGUAAGAACUUGCGCCAGCUCACCCAAAGACUUUGAUCUGCCAGUGAUUUCAAAAUAAAUAAAUAAAUAAUCCUAAUAAAAUUCUAAUGAAGUCUAAAUAUGGAAAUCAGGGACAUGAGACUUUUGUGAUAUUUGCUCUGUUAUUCUUUCAAGAGUGUCUAAUUUUCUGUGUCUUGGUGGAGAUCUUGUUUGGUUUGUUUUUGGUCAGCUCCCUUAUGAGUCAGUUUUUUGAUGUUUUUGGUUAACACUACUUUCUGUUACCAUUUAUUUUUUGUUUACCUUUUUGUCUUUUGAGUCUUCCUUCUGCUUUGAUAUUUUUGUUAUAACAUUAGGUGCCUUUUAAGACAUCUAGACCUGCACUGUACUGUACAGAAGAGAAUGUGCAGUAGACCGCUGUCUGUCAUUAAGGAACAUUUUACCUGCCAUGACUACCUGGAGUUAUGCUGGCUGACUCAUUAUAGCAUGUUUGCAACUGUUAGCAUUGUUAUAUAACCCACGAUGAAUCAGAAAUUAUGUAACCUUGUAUAAUGUUAGCAUGCCUCGUGAGAUGCACCUUCACAUUGGCAGCCUCUGGGGCUCUGUUUGGAAGAAGUCAUUGCUUUUAUCAGUUACAUCUUGAUUAGCUGAUCUGAGUGAUGUCUGUUGCCAGGCUUGAAUGCCGACGGACAUAAUGCUCUUAGUUAUUUCAGACUUGUACAGAGGUUACACCUUUUGGAAAAAAAAAAAAAAACUGUCAACAACACUGUCCAACUGUCCAUAAUCACACAGUUUGUUUCGUCAACUGCGCUCAGUGGCUAGGGCGCCCUCUAGCAGUGGCUCUUGUGAACUAGAGGCUGUGAGUGCUGAAAUAAAAUCCAACUGUUUAAAUGCAAUAGUCACUAGGAAAGAAAAUAAAACACAUGCAUGCGUCUGGGGUUUCUUGUCAUUUGAUUUGGAUUAUACUAGGGGUACACAUUAUAAAAUACCAUAUAUUAAAUGAUCACUAAAA